CGUCUGUAGUCUGUACUGAUCGAAAAUCUUUCCGAUGGUCCGUAGUGGAAGCUAUCAAAAGCUCUCCCUCUGUCUGUCUGUCUGUCUGUCUGUCUCUGUCUCUUUCUAGGGUUUCACUCUCAGUUCAAGCUUCUGCAUUUACUGUCGUCUCUGUCUUCUUCAUUUCCCUUUCGAGCUUCUGAAGAUAAAAGGGCCGGUGAGCUGAAUCAGCGAGGAAUGAGCUAAAGAGUCUCAGAUUUGAGAGAUCUAGUGUGGCAUCGGAACAAUGCCGAGGCAAAUUGGUGAAAUGGAUGAUUUGAUCAAUGGGAAGAUCAGAAAGCGCGGGUGUUCGUCUUCCGCCUCGUCCUCUUCGUCGAUAAUCCAAAACUACAGGCUCAAGAAGGCCGUUCUAGUCGGGAAAAGGGGUGGGUCGAGUACUCCCGUGCCCACAUGGAGGCUGAGGAAUUCGCGAUCCCCAUCGGUCGCGCUGCGGGCCGUGGAUUCCCCCCAGCACGCCGGAUCCCAGAGUGGGAGAUCGAAGGUCCAAGCUCCGGUGUCUGCAAGGAAGCUUGCUGCAACUCUGUGGGAGAUGAAUGAGAUCCCAUCUCCACGGAUGAAGGAUGGAUUAAUGGAGAGAAGACUGAAAAAGGAAUCCAGGGGGAGGGAGAAGAUCCCGAGGUCCACACACUUGGGCCCGCUGCCUCCGCAUUUGUCUGAUCCAUCUCAUAGCCCUGUCUCUGAGAGAACUGAUCGAUCGGGGACAGGCAGUCACCGGAGAAGAACACCAUCAAUCUCCCAUCGGCUUAGGUCGACCGAACCUAGUGGGAGAGUUUCAGGUUCGCUCAGCAAUGCCAGUUUAAUGGAAAUUGAAACUCGCUCCCGGGCCCAGACUCCUCGUGGGUCCACUGCUGGAGUUAAACCUCGUCUGAAGGAUGUAAGCAACGCUCUAACUACAUCAAAGGAGCUUCUCAAGAUAAUAAAUCGCAUAUGGGGUCAUGAAGAUCGACCUUCUUCCAACAUGUCUCUGAUCUCAGCUUUGCAUGCUGAGCUGGAGAGAGCCCGCUUGCUGGUGAACCAGCUUAUCCAAGAGCAUCGCUCCGAUGAGAACGAGAUCAACUACCUGAUGAAGUGUUUCGCGGAGGAGAAGGCUGCAUGGAAGAGCAAAGAGAGAAAGGGGGUUGAGGCUGCUAUGGAGCCUGUUGUUGGAGAACUCGAGGUAGAGAGAAAGUUGAGGAGACGUUUUGAGAGCUUAAACAAGAAGCUCGGGAGAGAACUAGCUGAUGCAAAGGCUUGUCUUCUCAAGGCAGUGAAAGAACUUGAGAGCGAGAAGAGGGCGAGAGAGAUAAUGGAACAAGUGUGUGAUGAGCUGGCUGGUGAUAUUGGCGUGGGUGAAGAGAGAACGCAGGAUCUCAAAAUAGAGCCUGAGGCGGUGAAAGCUUGUGAAGAGGUGGAGAAGGAAAGGGAAAGGGAAAGGGAAAGGGAGAUGAUGAAGUUGGCUGAGGUGUUGCAGGAGGAGAGGAGCCAGAUGAAGCUUUCCGAGGCUAAAUAUCAGGUACAGGAGAAAAACUCUGCCAUUGACAGUUUGAGGAAGCAGCUGGAAGCUUUCUUGGGAACCAAGAGAGGGAAAGGAAAAGGAAAUGGUCUUUCGAGUUACCAAGAUGAUGAAGAGGCCGCUGACUACUUCACCAGAUCUCGCCGUGGCACCCAUUAUGGAGAAGAAGGAAAGGAGGAUGCAGGAGAAGUGGUGGAUGGACUGGAGAGUGCAGAGGGCUCAGUUGAUAGUGAACUUCAUUCGAUAGAGUUAGACAUUGAUAACAGCAAAAGGAGCAGAUCCAAGUCGGCUCAUCCCAGGAGGGAUGUGCUCAAUGAAGAAAUAAGAGCAAGGAAGUCAACAUCGGGGAAAGCUUCGAGGAAAAGCGCCUUGCAGAGGAGUACAUCCGACGGAGUUGAGUGGGUUCAGAAUCAGAGGCUCUCAGAUCCACGGUAUGAGUUAGACUGGGAGAGAGUGGGGGAACGGGGCUACUUGGAUGAGAUGAAUAGAUACAAGUCAGACAAGGGGGUAAGGGACCGUUUGCUGUCUGGUCCCAGCAUAGUUUCUCCCAGGGCUUUCGCUAGUCCUGUAAGGCAGUGGGAGCAGAUGAGGUCCUCUCGGGAGCCUAGUCAUGAAAGGCCUCCCAUGGUCCCCAGCAGCGCCGGGAGGUCUAGGCUAGGUAGUGAAGUUGUUAGUAGAAAAGCUAGGCGGUGAAGAAUGCUCUCUACUCCGGAUGACUUGCCGCAAUUUUUCUUUGUCCAUCCAACAUUCGCGCUGGAGGCAUCACAACUUCAAGUCCCGGUCUUUUGCUCAGAGCAUUGUUACUCAGCUAACCACUCAAGAAGCUGAUCGUAAAGCUAUGAAGUCUAAGUACUGCUGUCUGGCUAGUGAUAUUUGUGUAAUUAUAUAUUAAUUAUGAAAACCGACUCUAAAUGGGAGUACUUGUUUAACAGUUUAUAUUGUUAUCCUAUACGAGACUCUUCUUCA
This is a messenger RNA of Punica granatum (pomegranate), 2497 nucleotides long. The record is from RefSeq and is a predicted model, not a curated record. Lineage: Eukaryota; Viridiplantae; Streptophyta; Magnoliopsida; Myrtales; Lythraceae.